Molecule: messenger RNA, 1758 nt
Organism: Paramecium tetraurelia
Lineage: Eukaryota; Ciliophora; Oligohymenophorea; Peniculida; Parameciidae
Exons: 4
Cellular component (GO): membrane
Molecular function (GO): ABC-type transporter activity; ATP hydrolysis activity; ATP binding
Source: RefSeq, a predicted model, not a curated record
AUGAAUGGCUUAACAUUGACCUUCCAAAACCUUAAUUACAUAGUAAAUCAAACAAAAACUAGUAAAUCUUAAAGAAGAAUGAUCCUAAAUAAUAUCUCUGGAAUUUGUCCUGCUGGUAAAGUGACUGCAAUCCUUGGAGCAUCAGGAGCAGGAAAAACUUCUCUACUUAAUAUUUUAGCGAAAAGAAUUUCUACUAAAAGCAAUGUUGAAAUAAGCGGAGAUAUAUUGGCAAAUGGUAAUAAUUACGAUGCUGAAAAAUUUGCUAGAUUUUCUGGCUAUGUUAUGUAAAACGAUAUCCUUUUUGGCACUUUAACAGUCAAAGAGACUUUAGAGUUUGUUGCAACUCUGAAAUAUACUGAUGAGAAUGAGAAAAAUUAAAAAGUUUAUUAAGUAAUUUAGGCAUUGAAAUUAGAAAAAUGUCAACAUACGUUAAUCGGUAAUGAAAUGAUAAAGGGAAUAUCGGGAGGAGAAAGAAAAAGAACAUCAAUUGGAGUUGAAUUAGUGAGAGAGCCAUAAUGCAUUUUAUUAGACGAACCUACUUCAGGAUUGGAUUCAUUUACUGCUUUUGUCAUUAUAAAUCUUUUAAAAUAGUUAUCAGUAGUUUCUAAACGAACAAUAAUCUUCACUAUACAUCAACCAAGUUCUGAUAUUUAUUUAUUAUUUGAUCAAAUAUUUUUGCUUGCAAAAGGAAAAUUUGUUUAUCAAGGUUAAAGAGAUAGAAUGAUUGAAUAUUUUUAGUCCAUCGGAUUUGAUUGCCCAAAACAUGCCAAUCCUUUGGACCACUUUAUAUCAAUAAUGUAGAAUGAUUAAGAUGAAUCAUUAGACCUUUAAGAUUUAUUUAGAGAAUAUGAGAAUUAAAUAUUACCUAUUAUUGAAUCACAAUUAUCAAGAAUUUAACCUACUUAAAUCCAAAAAGAAUUAUAUUAAGCUAGUUUAAAAUAACAAGUGACUCAGAUCUUCAAACGUGGUAUUAUAAACGUAAAAAGAGAUAGAGUUUUAGUAAAAGGUAGAAUAAUAAUUUCAGUAUUCCUUGGAUUAUUGAUUGGAGGUAUAUUUUGGGAUGCUGCAAAUAAGCCUGGGUUUAAGGGUACUUAAAGUACAACAGGAGGGCUAUUCUUUCUUGUUAUAAGUAAUUUUAUGUAAGCAUUGAAUGCUGUUAUUAUUCAAUUCCCAGCAGAAAGAGAUGUAUUUUUAAGAGAAGAAAAUUCAAAGCUUUAUUCAACAUUUGCAUAUUUUGUUGGAAAGAGUUCCAUAGAAAUACCGUUCUUGAUACUAUUUCCAAUUAUCUAGUAGCUGAUUGGUUAUUGGAUGAUAGGCCUAAAUGACUAAUCUGCCAGUACCGUUGUAAUCCAUAUUUUUGUGUGUAUAUUGUUAGGUAUAACUGGAAAUAGCAUGGGGUUAAUGGUUGGAUCUAUGUUAUAGGAUUCUAAGAAUGCAUCUGGAAUUAUUCCUAUGGUUUUGAUGCCGCUUAUAGCCUUCUCUGGCUUUUUUGCCAAUUAAUCCUUAUUUAUGAAUUGGAUAAGUUGGGUGUAAUAUUUAAGUCCAUUGAAGUAUGCAUUUGAAGCACUAAUAUAUGAUGAGUAUGAUACCAGAAGAGAUGAAUUUUCAGGAAUAAAAAUAGAAGAUUUGAAUCCAAUAGAAAAAUUCUCUUUGGAUUUCGGAUUAUGGAAUAGCAUUUAUGUUUUGAUCACAUUCCCAAUACUUUUUCGAUUUUUAUCACUAAUAUUUUUAUAUUUGGGAAAAUCAAAGUAGUAAUGA